This is a messenger RNA of Suhomyces tanzawaensis NRRL Y-17324, 870 nucleotides long. RefSeq lists its product as uncharacterized. The record is from RefSeq and is a predicted model, not a curated record. Lineage: Eukaryota; Fungi; Ascomycota; Pichiomycetes; Serinales; Debaryomycetaceae. Gene Ontology annotation, molecular function: protein binding. Gene Ontology annotation, biological process: regulation of translational initiation. The transcript has 2 exons. Gene Ontology annotation, cellular component: cytoplasm. The coding region runs from base 1 to 870 and encodes 289 amino acids.
AUGACAGUGGAGGAACUCCAUGAUGAAAUCAGUGCCAUUGAGGCCAUAUACCCUGGCCAGGUGGAGGGUGUGGCUCCCCAGGUCUACAGUUUUACUAUUCCUCCAUACGAGGCAUUGAAAAUCCAGAUGAACUUUCCAAGCACAUACCCCGAAGUCAAGCCAGAGGUGCUACAGAUUCUAAGCAAAGACCCAAGGACGUUUCCCGAUGAACGAUACAUAGAGCAGCAGGUCCAGGAGGUGAUAGAAAGGAUUUUUCAGCCGGGACUUGUGUGCAUUUUCGAGAUGAUCUCCGAGCUCGAGGAGUUCUUGGAGCGGUAUGUCAGAGAGCAUGCGGUCAUAGAAGAGAAGCAAACCACUCCAACAUCGCCCCAGCAACCGGUGCUGGAGCCACAAGCUGUGGCAAAGGAGAUACCGAAGGUGCAGACGAAUUCUGUGCAGAAAGUGGUCGAUCCAUUGGCUGGGUGGAUCCAAUCCGAACCUUUGGUGGACAGAGGGUCUUCAUUUAUAGCAUUUGUACGUGAAGUACACUCGGUGGAGGAGGCUACACAGUACGUAGAUUUGUUGACCACCGAUAGGAAAAUCGUGAGGGCCACUCAUAAUAUUACUAGUUGGAGAAUAAAGGGCCAGAAUGGCGUGCAAUACCAGGACUGUGACGAUGACGGCGAGACUGCAGCAGGAGGACGACUCCUACACUUGCUUACAAUGAUGGAUGUGUGGAAUGUGGUGGUGGUGGUCAGUCGUUGGUUCGGAGGAACCCAUCUUGGCCCUGACCGGUUCAAGCAUAUCAACUCUGUAGCCAGAGAGGCCGUUCUAAAAGCAGGCAUCGCCAAUGGGGAAGUAAGCGGUUCAGACAGGAAAAAGAAGAAGUAG